This is a messenger RNA of Thlaspi arvense, 1023 nucleotides long. Lineage: Eukaryota; Viridiplantae; Streptophyta; Magnoliopsida; Brassicales; Brassicaceae. The record is from the annotation of a GenBank genome assembly.
AUGGAUGGUCAUGAAGGUUGUUAUGGCGGCGGUGGAAAGACGGAAAUGAUUCCGACGGAGGGAGCUCUGAAGAUGGUACUGGGCGUCUCCGAGCGGCUACCUCCGGUAGUCGUAUCGCUGCAGGAAGCACUUGCGAAGCUCUGUCCGGAUCCCGAGAACGCCGCCCCCAGUGUUUCAGACCGAACCGGAGUCUCUACAUGUGAUUAUGUAACCGCGAAUCAACGACGAGCCGCGUCUUCUCGAUCACGCCGCCGCUGUUCACCGUCGCCGUCGAUCUUCUGCUCCGAGUCAUCGCCAUCGUCUGUGAAUCUCAUCUGGCGAUGCACAGAGAGUAGAAACUGCGCCUGCGUGGCGAAAAACGGAGGAGAGAUACCUUACAACUACGAUGGGAACAUAGUUUGUCCAAAGAGCUUGAUCUACGAGUGUGGCCCUCUCUGCAAAUGCCCUCCUGCUUGCUACCUAAGAGUCACGCAGCGAGGGAUCAGGUUCAAGCUCGAGAUCUUCAAAACCGAGUCGAGAGGCUGGGGAGUGAGGUCUCUCAGCUCGAUACCUUCGGGUAGCUUCAUAUGCGAGUACGUCGGCGAGCUUUUGGAGGAUAAAGAAGCUGAGAGAAGAACAGGGAACGACGAGUAUCUCUUUGACAUUGGGAACAAAUACGACAACUCUUUAGCUGAAGGGAUGUCGAAGCUAAUAACAGGGAUGGAGAAAGAGAAAGAAGAAGAAGAUGGUGGCGAUGGUGGUGAGACGACGGGGUUCACCGUCGACGCCGCGAAGAAAGGGAACAUCGGGAGGUUUAUAAACCAUAGCUGCUCGCCGAAUCUGUAUGCACAGAACGUGUUGUAUGAUCAUGAAGACAAGAGGAUCCCUCACGUGAUGCUGUUUGCGAUGGACAAUAUACCUCCGCUUCAAGAACUCACUUACCAUUACAAUUACAUGAUCGACCAGGUGCGCGAUGUCAACGGUAAUAUCAAGAAGAAGAUUUGCUACUGUGGUUCUUCUGAGUGUUCCGGUAGGCUCUAUUAA